This is a messenger RNA of Zea mays, 1460 nucleotides long. Its product is annotated as oligopeptide transporter-like protein. NCBI's taxonomy places the organism in Eukaryota, Viridiplantae, Streptophyta, Magnoliopsida, Poales, Poaceae. The coding region runs from base 478 to 1260 and encodes 260 amino acids. The record is from RefSeq and is a predicted model, not a curated record. The transcript has 2 exons.
UACGUAGCGCGGCUCGCGGGACCGGCGGGCCCACGCGGCAGCGAGCGACAGAGACGAGACCGGCUACCUCAUCCACCCCCACCAGGUGCACUGCACUGCACACCUCGCUCGCCGCCGGUCGGUCGUCUCCUUCUCUCUCUCUCUCCGUCCGACUAUACAAUACAAUUCCACUGCGUGGCAGGGUCCAGCUCCUUAUCCUGUCCCCCUCGCCCCUUUCCCUUCCCCGCCCGUCUCCUCCCCCUCCCUGCCUCUCCGCCCACCCACCCACUGACCCACCCACCCAUCUCGCUCGCGCGCGCCGGGAUUUCUCGCCUUCGCUCAAUCGCUCCGCGGCUCUCCUCCUGCGCGCCGGCCGGUCGAUCCGGGCGCCGGGGCCCGAGGUGCGCCGCGGCGGAGGCUCUGCCGGGCCGGAUUCGCUGAUCGGUCGGUUGGUAGGUUCGGUUGUUAGGUAGGUAGGUAGGUUGGUUGGUCGCGGGCAUGUCCACGGCGGUGGCGCGGCCGGCGCACGGCGGCUUCCGGCAGUCGGGGAGCGGGAAGCCGGAUCCGGAGGACGCGGACAGGAUGAGGGACGCCAACGGGUACUUGGUCCAAGAACGUGAGAAGGAAGAGGAAGAGCGUGGCGGUGAGGCGGCGGCGGCGGGGAGGGAGGAAGAGGCGCUGUCGGAGGCCUCGUCGAUCGGCGCGGCGUCGUCCGACAGCUCCUCCAUCGGCGAGAACUCCGCGUCCGACAAGGAGGGCAGCGACGGGGAGGAGGAGGAGGUGGAAGGCAAGGCGCAGGGGCUCGGCAUGAUGGGGCUGGCCACGCUCCAGUCCUUGGACGAUGCCCUGCCCACCAAGCGGGGCCUGUCCAACUUCUACGCGGGCAAGUCCAAGUCGUUCACGAGCCUGGCGGAGGCGGCUGCGACGGCGGCCGCCAAGGAGAUCGCGAAGCCGGAGAACCCGUUCAACAAGCGGCGGCGCGUGCUGCGGGCGUGGUCGCGGCGGCGGGCGUCGUGCAGCGCGCUGGCCACCGCGUACCUGCCGCCGCUGCUGGCCCCGGACCACGCGGUGGUGGAGGAGGACGACGAGGAGGGCGCGGACGACGAGGACGAGGACGAGGGCCAGCACGGGCGCGGCGGGCUCAGGGGCAGGAGGCCGCCCACGUUCCCGUCCCCGCGGCUGAGCGCGCACGCCACCGCCGGCCAGAUGGCGAGGGCCGGGUCGUUUCGGUCCCCGAGGUCCUUCUCCAUGACGGACCUCCACAGCGCGGAGUACGAGUAGGCAGCGACAGACAGCAGCCACGAUUAGAGCCAGAGCACCUCUGGUCUGUCUCCUUCCUCCUCUAGGCGCCAGAAGAGGUGCUGUUGCUGGUGAUGCUGCCACUGCUGUUACAUCCAUUACUGCUAUAUGGUCAUCAAGAUGCAUAUUAUAUAUAUAAGAAGGAAUUCCAUUGCUUGUGCUUGCCAUCGUGCCGGCCUGAA